Molecule: messenger RNA, 3242 nt
Organism: Chara braunii
Lineage: Eukaryota; Viridiplantae; Streptophyta; Charophyceae; Charales; Characeae
Source: the annotation of a GenBank genome assembly
CCGAAGGCACACUGCCCCCGACGGAAUGGGGAGAUUUUGUAUAGACUUCAAGCGGCUGGUGCUUUGUUGAGGGAUGCUGAACACACAGACAGGAUGGAAGGAGAGCUCACCGCCGGGGACCUGCGUGAGUUGGACGAGCCAUGUGACCCGGUGUCGGAUGGUGCAGGUAGAGUUGGAGACGGUGAUCGUGGGGAGGGUGGUAAACAGCAGGGGCAGGAUGCCGGGACUGUGAGAGAUGAGUUGCGGGGCGUUGAAGGUGCAGGAGAUGGUGGAGGGGAUGGAGGGGGAGCUCGGGUUACUGGCACGACGGCCACCACCUCCACACAGGUGGUGGCGAGGACGAGACAGACAACCCUAGACGUUCAUGUACGGAACAAGGUCCAACAAGAUCUUGAUUGUCUGUUGGCCCUUGGUAUCUAUCAAGGUGGAGUGCCCUUCAACUGGUUGCGGUUAAAGGAGAUGCAGGACUAUUGGAACUACAUAGUCACACUCCUGCGUCCUUCGAUCGUACCGGUGCCACGACUGCUGACAUACGAGGGAGUCCACACGAGGAUGAUGGACAUCAUUUUCCACGAGGUAGCAGCCCUCAUUGCACCUAAAAAGGCGAAGUGGGCUACCAUAGGAUGCACACUGCUGACUGAUAGGGCUACCGACACGACCAACAAGCCAAUCAUGAACUUCAUAGCAGCAGGACAGUCCGGACCCAUCUUCAUCCGGACCAUCGACAUGUCGCAUCGGGAGAAGAUGGGAGUCGGCCUGGUAGAGAUAUGGGAGGGAGUGAUCAGAGAUGACAUUGGCAUCGACAAGGUGAAUGCCAUCUGCACCGACAACGCAAAAGUGAUGAAGACAACAGCCGGCAUUUUGCAGUCACACCCUGACCCACGUAUUCGUCGCAUACCUUCGAUCCCGUGUGCAUCAUAUUGGUUGAGCUUGCUGGUGAGGGACAUUGCGGCGCAGCCUUGGGCGGCCACUGUCAUGAGGAAGGGGCACAAGUUAGUCAAGUUCAUGCACAACAAACAGCGAGCCCUAGCACUUCACAAGACCAUGAGGAACGCGCUUGUACUGAAGCGACCAGCGGAGACGCGUUUUGGGACAACGUUCAUGAUGUUGGAGAGGCUAUAUGAGCAGAGGGGUGUGUUAGACAAGCUCGUGUCAAGGGAGUCGUGGGCGCAGGUGCGGUGGACUGGUGAUGCGAGGAGGAAUGAGCCUGAGGUGCGUAGGAUGUGCAGAGACGAUUCUUGGUGGGGGCGGGUGAAGAUGGUUGUGGACGUCAUGGCCCCGUGCUUUAGGUUCCUCAGGGACAUGGAUAGGGAUGGGUCGUCACCCACAGGAUUGUGGGAUUUGAAGAGCAUAUUGCGGGGGAGGGUCAAGACUCUUGAACUGACGGAGGAUGAGAGGAGGGCGGCCAUGGAUAUCAUAUCCGACAGAUGCAGGAUGAUGCGUCAGCCUGCCCAUGCGGCAGCGUAUCUGUUGGAUCCUCGCCGUCGUGAUAUCUCAUUGCUGGCAGACCGCAACAACUCCCUCAUGCAGAGUGCGCUAAACCACUUGGCUCGCUUUGAGGGUGCRAGUUGGGAGUCUGAUUCUGUGCAUACGCUUUGGCAGGCAUUGUGGACUUUCCAUUGCGAGGACCCUCGCUAUUGGCCGAAGACUGGAGCGCACUGGUGGGACGAGUUUGCAGUCAAGGAUGCGGCGGAGGGGGGAUGCAUGCAGCGAUGUGGUGGGAGGUUCACAGUCGCCGGCAGCCGAGACUGCAGACGAUUGCGAAGAGGGUUUUGGGUGGAGGACCCCGCAGAGCAGAUCGACGUUGACAACAGUGUCCCUGCAGCGGUGCCAGAGGAGGAGUGGGAGGAGAUCGACAGGAGGAACAUGAGGAAGGAGGGGCGUAAUGGAUUUGGAAAGGGGAAGGCACCGAUGGAGGAUAAGGAUGAGGAUGAGGAGGGUGAUGAGGCCCUUUGGCAAGAUGCGGUGUGGAUGCACAGAGAGAUGAUGGAGGCGCAGCAGGAGCAGAGAGACGCAGACCGUACGUUGCCUGAGGACCAACAUGACUUAUUGGACGAGUGGGGUGGAGCGAACCCUCACACCGAUCUUGACGCGUACAUAGCGCAGAGUGUGGAUACCGUGAGGAGUCUGCGGGGGAGGGUUGGGGGUGGGUUAGAUUUUGAGGAGCUUCUGGGGGUAGGGCAGGAGGAGGAGAGAAGUCAGCACGUUCCACAUUCAUCGACUGCCGGAGAGGGAGGACAUACUGGAGGUGUUUCAGUUGAUGCACGUACGUCGGCUCCUGCAGCACCCCAUCACGCUGCUGAGAGGAUUCUUAGAGGGGCAGAGGAGGAGAUGAUUGGGAGGGAGGGUCAUCAUGCGGAUGACAGGCCGGAGGACACACACCAGGUGGCGGGCGGACGUGGAGAGCGUAGGGUCAGUGACGUCAUUCGUCCUGCAAUGGUUCAGACCUCGGAGCAAAGCAUUGGUUGUGCUUCCUCAGCGCAUGUCAGCGAGAGGGUGGAUGACAGGGCGGACCCAUUACCAGUGUCUGUCGCAGAGCUUGGUGUGGACCAGAGGGUGGAGCAGAGGGUAGAUGGGGUGGUGCACGACAGGGCGGAGCAGAGGGCUAACCAGAGGAUUGAACACCGGAGAGAGCGGAGGGAUGGACACAACUUGGAGGUUCAGGUGGACGUUACCAUGGACGAGAGCGUAGUUCGACGAACGGAGGACAUGGGCUGCGAGAGGAGGGGUGUGGCAUCUACACGCGAGAGUAUGAUCCAGAGUGAGGAUGCCGAGGUUGCUACAGAGGGGGGGGGAGAGAGGGAGAGUCAUGUUAGACUGCCGACCGCCUCAUUCUAUGGGAUCCCGCCCAUGCCCACACGUGCCACCCAAUCACCCGAUGCAGCAGGCGUUCAUCUUCUUGGCAGAUCGACUACAGCUGGAGCAUAUGGUGGUGGCACUUUAUCUCCCGCAGUGUCCUCUGGCAGUGCCCUACACCACCCCCCAUCGGUGACUUUACGACGCCCGGUUGCGCACGCGAGUGGAGUAUCCACUUCGUCAGCCGCGGUUGGCCCGCCUGUGCGUAGUCCAUUAGGCAUGCCACCACUCCCUGCACGACUUCCAUCAACCAUUGUUGAUAAUGUGAACACAAGUCGUGCAAGCAGGAAGAGGAGGAGAGAGGAUGACGGAGGCGCAUAACCACCUCCUCCACGACCGCAGGGUGGCACAAGCAGACCUCGUGGUCGCCCGCGAGGCUCAGGGUC